This is a messenger RNA of Tripterygium wilfordii, 1067 nucleotides long. RefSeq names its product protein slowmo homolog. Gene Ontology annotation, molecular function: phosphatidic acid transfer activity. The transcript is spliced from 2 exons. The record is from RefSeq and is a predicted model, not a curated record. Lineage: Eukaryota; Viridiplantae; Streptophyta; Magnoliopsida; Celastrales; Celastraceae. Gene Ontology annotation, cellular component: mitochondrial intermembrane space. Gene Ontology annotation, biological process: phospholipid transport. The coding region runs from base 175 to 732 and encodes 185 amino acids.
UCCAUCCUCCCGUUUUGGCCUAUCAUACGAGGGUAACAUUGUCAUUUAGUGAAAUGAUCUUGAGGCACCGCGGAGGCACUGGUCGCCGCCCGAGUAACAACGAUUCCAUCCGCUUCUUCCUUUAGAUCUUUUUUCUGCGUCUCAGCCAUCUCUCUACGAGCCAAGAUUAACAUAAUGGUGAAAGCUUAUGCACAAGAGCAUGUUUACAAGCACCCAUGGGAGCGAGUUACUUUGGCUUCCUGGCGCAAGUUUACUGACCCUGAGAACAAGCGUGCACUAUCCCAUAUCCUUGAAGUUGACACACUGAACCACAAGCUUGAUCCACAAGCUGGGAAGCUUUACACCACUCGUGCACUUAUUAUCCAUGCCCCAGGACCAUGGUUUGUUCGCAAAAUUGUUGGUCAGGAUAUUUGCCACUGUGUCGAAUCAACAGUUGUAAACGCCCAGUCAAGGUCUAUGCAACUUAGCACUCGCAAUAUUAGUCUCCAAAAGUUCGUAGAAGUUGAGGAGAAGAUAUGUUAUAACCCUCAUCAAGACAACCCAGAUUCAUGGACAAUUUGUCGGCAGGAGACCAGUAUUAGGAUUAAGCCAUUAUCAGCUCUGGCGUCAAUGGCAGAGAAGGUGGAGCAACGCUGUGCUGAAAAGUUUAUGCAGAAUAGCGUUAAGGGCAGAGAGGUAAUGGAAAGGAUCUGCAAGUAUCUCGAAUCUGAUUCUAGUGGGAUUGGUCUCUAAUUUUGAUGUCUAGGCUUUAGUUCUUAUCUUAGUACUAGCUCUCAGGGCUUGUAACGCGUACAAGAGUAAGUAAUAAAACACCCGAGCCACUAAUUAGAGUGGUAAGGAUGAUGCGUAUCACCCUGAUAUUCAGGGUUCUAAUCCCUCUCCUCGUUUAAAGAAGAAGAAGAAGUAGGUAAUAAAAAGAGGAAGGAAUGGGCAAGAAUUCCUGUUUGAAUUUCUAAUGUAAAUGUAGUUUUGAGAAUCAGAAUGAUAUUAAAGGUGAUAUAGGAAACCAUUUGUCUCGAUAUUGGUAUGAAAAAAAAAUGCUGCUGUGCUUGGAAUUUUUGCCUCAA